Messenger RNA from Candoia aspera, 2340 nucleotides. It is a transcript of the gene MYZAP, whose product is annotated as myocardial zonula adherens protein. Gene Ontology annotation, cellular component: intracellular anatomical structure; I band. NCBI's taxonomy places the organism in Eukaryota, Metazoa, Chordata, Lepidosauria, Squamata, Candoiidae. The transcript is spliced from 13 exons. Gene Ontology annotation, biological process: intracellular signal transduction. The record is from RefSeq and is a predicted model, not a curated record. Bases 147 to 1685 code for a protein of 512 amino acids.
GGCCGGACGGGCGGAGAAGCGCUCUUGCCCCCGGCCGCCUGGACGCGCAGCUCCCGGAGAAGGCGCCGCCCGCCGGUCCGUCGCGGGGCGGGAGGUUGCGACGGGCAGCCCAAAAAAGCGGCGGCGGCGGCGGGUGGGCGAGUGAGAUGCUGCGCUACAGCUCGGGGCUGACGGUCACCGGCACGACGCCGAGGCAGCCCGAGGGCAGGAGGAAGGCAAACAUCUGUCGGCUGCGCUUAACUCUUCCCCCUGAAGAAGGCCAGCCUCCUCGGGAAGGAACAGAUGAGACUGAAAGGACCUGGAAGCAACCCUGCCAAGCGCCCUGUGGAUUGUCUGCCAGGGGCUCGAAGCACGGCAUGGUGUAUGGCGUGGUGCGCCGGUCUGAUGACAAUCAUAACAAAGAAAUGGUGGUUUAUGGAUGGUCAGCUCAGCAACUGAGAGAAGAAAUGAGAUAUAUAAGGGAUGUGAGGCUAACGUUGGAAAAAGUGAGGAAGAAAAUGUAUGGCGAAUAUGACGAAAUGAAACGUAAAAUCCAAGAGCUUACAAGUGAACUGGCGGUGUCACAUGCUGAGCAGGCAUCCAUGGAAGAUCACAUCCAGCUGCACGCUGCAGCUCUGGAUGGUUUUCGGGAAAUGAGCAGCUCGCUGACCUCGGCCUCCAUUGAGCUGCAGAAAACCUUAGUUGAUGUUACUUUGGAGAACACGGUUAUACGUGACCAGAUACGGAAUCUAAAAGAAACUCAUGAACAGUCUAUGGAAAAACUGAAGGAAAAGCAGAAGCAACUGGAAACUGCCAGAGUGGAAAAUGAAUUGCUCAGACUCAAGGUGGAAUGUUCACAAGAAGCAAAUGUGGAAGUAAUGAGAGAGAUGACCAGGAAAUUAUACAGCCAGUAUGAAGAAAGGCUUCAGGAAGAAGAACAGAAACAUAAACUUGAGAAAGAAACUCUCAUGUCGGAAACAAAUCGGGUACUUAUAGCCAUCGAAGAUGCAAAUAAAAAGAUGAAACUUACAGAGACAAGUUUGCAGGAAAAAGACCAACGAAUUGGAGAACUGGAUCGGCUCAUUCAGCGCAUGGAAGAUGAACGCCAUCAAUUGCAAAAACAAUUAAUAGAGUAUGAAAUGCAGCUACAUGGAGCAGAUGCUUACAGCCUGUCCAGCCAACCGAGGUCUCUCAAGUUGGAGGAAAUUACAGACAGUCUCCGAGAACGAAUCCGGCACCUGGACGAUAUGGUUCUGUGUCAGCAGAAAAAAGUCAAGCACAUGGUUGAGGAGAUAGAGCUACAAAAGAGAAAGAUGAAACAAAAGGAAGUCUUUAUAUUACAACUUUUAGAGAAAAUCUCUUUUCUCGAGGGAGAGAACAAAGAGCUGCAAGACCGUUUGGAUUACCUGAGGGAGACCCAGUCCAGGCCUGAGGUGGACACCAGAGACGUUGGGGUCGGAUGUGACCUCCCUGCAAGCCCCCAAAGUGGAAGCAGAGCACCCCCCAAAGUGCUGAAACCAGCUAGAACCUACAGCCCGUUCACCCGGGUCCUGGAAUAUUCGCUGAAGCACAGCCUCCUGGGCCCGGCACCCCCUGCGAGUGAGGCAGUGCCCAGCCCCCCUCCAGCUCAAGGGGCGGGUGGGGGCAAGCAGAGCGCUUGGGGCACCGGGGCACCCGGCGACGGGAAGGCGAGCCAAGUGCCCUGAUGCUUCUCCGAGGGAAGGCAGUGCCCCACUUGGAACGUGCUGCUGCAUCGGCAGUCCGAACUGUGAGAGGAAAUGGCUUCAUCGUCUGCGCUUCACCCGGGACAGCAGAGCUUUGCACUUCCCACGGCAAAACGGCCCUAGCGGAGUUACUUCUGUGGCGGCUUUGCGCCCAACCUGUACUGCCUGGCGCUGGGGACACGUGGCUCCGCUGUGCCGGCCCGGACUGUGAUGCUCCUCGGCCGUGAUGCAGGAAGAGAGGGAGGGCAGGGCUGCCAUGUGGGAAUGCCCGUGCCCCCCUCCAUGUGCGUGGGUAUAUGGGGGGGGGCAAAAGCGUGGCCUGUCCAGCUUCCUGAGCUGUGCAGAAAUCUCAGAGCUCCUGGCCCUUUUCUGCCGAGGAACCUUCCACAUCUGCCUUUCCACUGGAUCCAGGAAGCACCACAUCGGGUCUCACAUGCAACUACCCACAAGAUCUUACGUUUCUGUUUGUAAACCUCCAAUUCAGAAUUUUAAACAAUUGCAUUGUUUUGUAGAUUUCCUAAGCGUUUCUUCCUUAAGACCUUUUAAAGGAAUGCCCUGUGCAGACACAUGAACAGAGCUGUCGUUCUUUGUGGAGUUGUGCUAUUUAAGUGGUCAAUAAAGCUUUAGUGGUGGGAUA